AUGACUCUUCGAAAAGCACACGUCACGAUCAUGACUUCCGCUGCAGCAGAAACUGAUCCCUCAGCCAACAACAACAGCAUCCCCGAUAUCUUGAUCAAGCCUUGGAAACUGCCUCCCCAGAAAACGUAUAUUCUCCAGAACGCCAACAUUGUUGACUCAGCCAGCGGCUCUAUACACAAAGGCCAGACAAUCAAACUUGAUCAGGGAGUGAUUACAGCAGUUGGUCAAGAUGUCCCGCCAAGUUCCGGGGACGUGCUUGUCGACGUCUCGGGCAAGUUCAUCUGCCCAGGACUCAUCGACUGCCACGUUCACCUCACGUCAGUCGCCGGCGAUGGCAGCCUAAGCGCAGGCAUUUCGGCCUCAGAACCGGCCGUUUCGUAUUUUCGCCAGCCGUUUCUUUGCAACCAAAUGCUCAGCCGGGGGUUUACUUCAGUCCGAGACACGGGCGGCGCGACUCUGGCGCUCAAGGAAGCCAUCGAGGACGAUGUAUUUCCCGGCCCCAGACUCUUCAUUGCCAACAAGGCCCUGUCCCAGACCGGAGGCCACGGCGACAUGCGAGGUGUUCACGACAAGCAGAAAUGCUGCGAUGGUCAUGGCGCGCUGACCGACGUCGUCGACGGUGUGCCUGGCUGUAUCCGGUCCGCCAGAGAACAGCUUCGCACCGGCGCCGACUUUAUUAAGAUCAUGACGGGAGGCGGCGUUGCAUCGCCAACAGACAAGUUGGAGAACAUCCAAUUCACAGCGGCCGAAAUCAGGGCCAUUGCCGAAGUCGCCGACACGUACGGCACAUAUGUCACUGCUCACGCAUACACGCCUAGAGCCAUCCGCCACGCCGUGGACAAUGGCGUCAAAGGAAUCGAGCAUGGCAACUUGCUUGAUGCAGACACGGCGCGGUACAUGGCCCAGAGGGGCAUCUGGCUCACACCUACGCUCGUCACCUACGACGCCAUGGGAUCGGACAAGUACGCCGGCUUCCUGCCCCCCGCGAACCGCGCCAAAAACAAGGCUGUCCUCGGCAAGGGUCUCGAGUCCCUGCGCAUCGCUGAACAGGCGGGCGUCACCAUCUGUCACGGCUCCGACCUCCUGGGUCCGCUUCACGAGGAGCAGAGCAGGGAGUUUGGCAUCCGAGCCCAGGCGUUGAGCAGCAAGACAGUCUUGCAGGGUGCCACCGUCGACGCAGCCAAGCUUUUGCGACAGGACAAGUUUCUGGGUCAGAUUAAGAAGGGGUUUGCGGCUGACUUGCUCAUUUUAAACGGCAAUCCACUCCAGGAUGUGUCAAUACUGGACGAGCCCGAGAAGACGAUUUUGGCCGUCAUGAAGAAUGGGCGCGUGUAUGCCAGCCGAUGGGGGAGGUUGCCCAAGGAUGUCAUUGCGUCGACCCAGAGUUUGAUCGAGUAG
Molecule: messenger RNA, 1398 nt
Organism: Metarhizium album ARSEF 1941
Lineage: Eukaryota; Fungi; Ascomycota; Sordariomycetes; Hypocreales; Clavicipitaceae
Product: Amidohydrolase 1
Exons: 1
Coding region: 1-1398 (465 amino acids)
Molecular function (GO): hydrolase activity, acting on carbon-nitrogen (but not peptide) bonds
Source: RefSeq, a predicted model, not a curated record